AUGUGUCUUGAAUUGUUUUUUCUAAUUUUUAAAUGUGAACCUUAUCCUAAUGGGGAAUAUUGGGUUGGAAAUGGUUAUAAACCUGGUUGCAAGAGUGGGUAUUACCGUUGCAGACAUGCAGAUAGUAAUGAUGAAUGUUGUACUGAUACAAAUUGUGGAAGAGCACAUAAAACACCAAUGAAAACGUUUGCUAUAACACCAUUAAUGACACCAUUCACGACACCAGUCACGACACCUCUUUUAACACCAAGAUUAAAAAUUAAAUCUCAAGAAUUGAAAUUUCAAGCUAAAAAGGAGAUGUUAUUACUUAUUUUUGUAUCACAUUCAGUAAAUAACUAA
Molecule: messenger RNA, 339 nt
Organism: Trichomonas vaginalis G3
Lineage: Eukaryota; Parabasalia; Trichomonadida; Trichomonadidae
Exons: 1
Coding region: 1-339 (112 amino acids)
Source: RefSeq, a predicted model, not a curated record